This is a messenger RNA of Acanthocheilonema viteae, 522 nucleotides long. NCBI's taxonomy places the organism in Eukaryota, Metazoa, Nematoda, Chromadorea, Rhabditida, Onchocercidae. The record is from the annotation of a GenBank genome assembly.
AUGUUUCAAGCAUGGAAAAAUGAUCGAUUGCGAAGGCUUUCGAAGGAGCGAAAACAGCGCAUACAAAACAAAGAAAAUGAUGAAUUAAAAAAGAAACGCGAAACGGAAAUAAGAAAUAAUGAGGCUCAAAAGGCAUUCAAUGCAUGGUAUAAAGAAAACAAAAUUCGAAAUUUGGAAACGCAACGCAAGCUUCUGAAAUCCAGGAAGACGGAGGAAAUGCAGAGUAGGAAUACAAAGGAAUAUAAAGAAGCACUAGCAAAAGAAGCUUAUGAUGUUUGGUUUCAAAUAAAGGAAAGUGAACGCCAUUUUAACGAAUCGUUACAAGGUCGAAUCAUGAAAUUUGAUGAAAUGACCCGUCGAUCACAUUUAGUUCCAUGGAUUCCACCAGGUAAUAUUAUUCCACGACAUUUCAUUCCAACACGUACUGGAAGGCAUCAGUCCGUCAAACGACCUGUCAAAUCUAACCAGGCUUACAAAAAGUCGCCAUCAGCGAUUCAUCGCUCCAAGUCAGCGCUUAGAUAA